Messenger RNA from Equus caballus (horse), 4673 nucleotides. RefSeq names its product gastrula zinc finger protein XlCGF7.1. The record is from RefSeq and is a predicted model, not a curated record. Gene Ontology annotation, biological process: regulation of transcription by RNA polymerase II. Gene Ontology annotation, molecular function: DNA-binding transcription factor activity, RNA polymerase II-specific; RNA polymerase II cis-regulatory region sequence-specific DNA binding. NCBI's taxonomy places the organism in Eukaryota, Metazoa, Chordata, Mammalia, Perissodactyla, Equidae.
GUGACCCCCGGUGGACCUGCUGGGAUAGACUGGUGCGCAGAGCGAGCUGUGAAAGCAGGCAGGCCCGACCUUCAGGGCUGGUGUCAGGAGUAAGCGAUUGACUUUGCUGCCAGGUGGACCCCACCUGGAAUUCUUCACUUCCGGGCUCUGAAAGGCACAUUGGGCCCCUGCAGAGCUGCAGGGGGUCCUCAUGAGGCUGGGAUAGCACCACCCCAACAGCCACAUCCACUGUCUGCUGUAAGGAGCCUUGUGGGCCCUGUGCAGUCCCAACUGCUCCCUCCACCUGGCAGCUGCCGAGGGGCCCCAGAGAAAAAGGCCAGUUGAUGUUCCUCCAGCACCUUUAACUUUAAAAAAAUCACUUGCCCUCUCUGGCCUCAGUUUCUUUAUCUAUCAAAUGUAAAUUCUGAGGCACUCUCUCACCCUGGAUGAGAUUAUGAUUUCCAAUCCCGGCUGACACACUGUUUCUGCUUUGGGGUCCAGGUACCAGAGUGCUGCAUGGAGAGUGGGCUGGGUGGUGGGCCUGGCUUCUCAUCUGGGCUCUGCCACUUAGAGCUGUGGGUCCCGGGGGAAGCUACUCUGUGUUUCAAUUUUAUUUUAUUUUCCCACCUAUAAAAUGGGAUAAUAAUACCUGUAUAAACAAGACAGCACAUGGUUAUUGGAAGGCUUGCGCGAGAUGAUAUAUGCGGAUGGCUUUGUAAUAAGAGAACUAAUGUAUAGGUAAAAGGUGCUGUUACUAAAUGACAGUUGGAAGCUGGAAUGCAGCCCAGCCCUGUUCACCCAGCUGCUUCCCCUGGGUGUCAUAAGCAGCUCUUUUAUGGGACAUCUGUGGGUUGACCGUAAUGGGUUCGAUUCUGAGGAGGAGCAGACAGCAGUGCUGUAAUUUCUUCUUCCAUUCCCUGAUAUCCCAGUGACAUAACCUGGGCCUUAUAGUAGGGUGGGCUUUGGAAAGCUGUCAGCUCUGAUUCCGCCCCUUCGACUGCCGUCUCCCACCCACGAAACCCCCGCUCAGAAAGGGUCCGCAGCCGGGGCUCCUGCGUUCACCCCACUUCUCUCUCCUGCAAGGAAAGGCUUUGUCCCUCCGGCGGCCCCAGACCCUGCUUCCUACGCGCUGGGGGCAGUUCGUGGGCCUGGCUGGGGUCGCCCCGCCUUAGGAUGAGGGAGGCGAGGAGGAGGCUCUAACGGCUGAGUUGGGGCCUCGGGGAUCCUGAAAUGGGAGUGGCUGGGGCAGCGGAGCCGGGGGAGUUGGGGUUCUGCCUCCACGCCGGCCGCCGCCUGGCUCCCUCUCCUGCCCGGGCGGGCGCAGCGUUCGUAGCCCUCCGUUUGCCGCCAUCCAGGUUGCUGGAGAGUUAGACCUCCCAGCCUCACGGGGCUGCUGUGCGGCUGCGGCGACGCUGGCGGCUGCGGCGCCGCGGAGGAGGCGGCGGGCUCGGGAGGCGGCGCCAUGGGCUGGUGAUUGCAGCUGGAAGUGCCCAUGAGCGACCUGGCGUCCUCCGGGGGCGGGUCCCCUGCGGGGGACGGGGAAGAGGGCCUGGGGGACGAGCGAGGCCUGGUCAUCCACCACCCCGCGGAGGAGCAGCCCCACCGCUGCCCGCUGUGCGGCCAGACCUUCUCGCAGCAGCCCAGCCUGGUGCGGCACCAGAAGGCGCACGCUGGGGCAGGCCGCGCGGCCGCCUUCGUGUGCCCCGAGUGCGGCAAGGCCUUCAGCGUCAAGCACAACCUCGAGGUGCACCAGCGCACCCACACCGGCGAGCGGCCCUUCCCCUGCCCCGAGUGCGGGCGCUGCUUCAGCCUCAAGCAGAACCUGCUCACGCACCAGCGCAUCCACAGCGGCGAGAAGCCGCACCAGUGCGCGCAGUGCGGCCGCUGCUUCCGCGAGCCGCGCUUCCUGCUCAACCACCAGCGCACGCACGCGCGCAUGCCCGCGCCGCACCCGCGCCGGCCCGGCGUGUUCGGGGAGCGGCGGCCCUACUUCUGCGCCCGCUGCGGCAAGAGCUUCGCGCGCGAGGGCUCGCUCAAGACCCACCAGCGCAGCCACGGCCACGGGCCCGACGGCCAGGCGGCCCAUUUAGGCCGCGUGCUAUGAUGCGCGCCGCGCCUGCCGGCUGUUUGCUGCCCCAGAGCCACGUCCGUGACCCCCGGAGAUGGCGCUGGGCUGCGGUGCCCCGGCUGGAUGGGAUCCCGGGAGACGGGGAGGGCUGGCUUGGGGUCUGGAAGGAGUGGGCCGCUGCCAGGCUCGGGCGGCCUCCUUCCGCUCCGCCCCUAGGACCCUCCGGCUGGCUGCGUACGCCUGCUUUGGGCCAUUGUGUUGGUUUUCCUCCUCAGGCUCUGCCGGCCUAGAGCAGAUGCGGAGUGGGCAGGACCUCUGGGCAGUGUGCAAGGCACAUCUGGGCACAGAGACUGGGACCUGGGACCACGGGCCCUGCACCCCAGCGUGAGGAUGCUCCUCAGAAAACCUACCUCGGGAGGGCCCUGCAGCGAUGGCGGAAGGAGCGAUGGAGCGUGGAAUUGGAGGCAGCGUCCGUGCCCUGGUGGAAAAACUCCCUGAACCUGUUGGAAGUCGCAGCCAGAGAAGAGCUCUUCCUGGCCGCCUGGCCACGGACCUCAGCAGGGACAGUGCCUGUGUGGAUAAACGGCUUCUCUGCUCCUGCCUGGCCCACCAGAGACAGGAGGGGACUGGCCUUGGAGAACACGGCAAGUCCGGAGCAGACCUGGCUUUAGACGCAGAACCUGACCCCGGUGUGAUCCCUACUUACAGGCUUCACUCUCCUUUCAGAGCAAUUGUUGUUAACACUUUUGGGGGCGUGAAGCCCUUCGACAAUCUGACAAAGGUUUGGAACCUUCUCGCCAGGAAAACACACACACUCCUGCAGACCACAAAUCUCCAAGCAGUGUCGGGAGCUCUUGGACUCCAGGCUGAGAACCUGGGCCCCGGGGCCUCACCCACUGCUCUCCUUGCCUGAUGCAGAGCCUGGGGUCAGGGCACCAAACUAGUAGCAUUUUUCCCUCCCCCACCGACCCUCCUUUCCUUGUUCAGGAAUAAAGAAUUCUGAGGAGGGGACCCGUCUGGUCACUCUCUUCUCCCAGACCUAAUGCACAGGGCAGCAGCUUUCUGAACCUUGCUUCCCUUCCCCAGACGUUGCUGGAGGCUCCCUGGGCUGGUUUGCUCUUCUCUGUUUUUGGGGUUGCUUGCUCUGGUCACCUGGUGCUGGCUCUCACAGUGCAGCCCUGGGCUCCUGGCCUGGGCUCUGAUCUCACUGGGAAGGUGGUGGGGAGGGCUGGGACCUCUGUGGACGCUGGGCAGAGGCAUGAAUUUGGGCCGAGCCUACCCCGGAGAAGGAAUUCUGCUUCCAGCAGCCACAGCCAGGUGGACCUGCCUCCUGCCAGAGCCGGCCUUUGGCCUCAGCCGGGCACGAGAUGGGAAGGCUGCCGAGGAAGAUGGAGCCUCGCUCCUCGUGCCACCGGCUCCAGGUGGAGACAGAGGCAGACUCCACAGUUCUGCUGUGCCCUCGGAACAAGUGGAGGGGUGGGUGCUGGAGCGACAACAGGGCGAGGACUUCUCAGGUCUUCAGGGCAGCCUGGAGCCCAGAAGUGCCCCCUGGCCUCCCCAGAAUGAACCGCCCGUCAAAAAAGGUGUGACCGACCAGGGCUAGGAUGGGUUUUUGAUGAAAACCAGACUUAAGAAAGUGGGUUACAUUUAGUGAAACCCUUGGGGUGGAGAGAGGCCUUUAGUCGUGGAAUUGAGAUCCAAUCCCAGUGAUGUGAGUUGUGGGGGUGCGGAGGAGUUGUGUUUGGGUGGGAGGUCCCAGGGCUGGGCUGGGUUCGGUCAGGGUCGUCUCGGGCCCCUGUGGGUUCCUGCCCUGGGCUCUUGCUUGUCCCGUCUCCGUUGCAGUUUGGCUGGUUGUUACUGACCGUCUGCCAUGCGCCUCGUCCUGGGAUAACAGACCGCUCUAGGGGGAGCACAGAAAGAGCAGCGCUCGGUGCUCCAGGAGCUUCCACUUCCUCUGAUCCUUGGCCAACCUGGAGGGGACCUCACAGAUGCACUUCUCUGCUGAUUGUCGGCUGUCUCCUCCCUCCCCUGUGACUGUGCCAUCUGUGUCCUGCCUCUGCCUUCCCUGGUAUUGCUCUGAAAUGUGCCCCUCCUCCCCUCCGCCCUGCCCACCCUCUUCUCCACCAGGGCCCAGCUUCCCUGACCGUCUAGCCCGCAUUCCCCCUUCCUUCUCUGAACAGCACCGUGUCUUACACUCCAGUUGUGUGUGUGUGUGUGUGUGUGUGUGUGCGCGCGCGCGUGCGCGUCUUGAAUCUCCAAUGAGACUGUGGGGUCCUGGAGGACAAGGGUCUGGCACAAGGCUGGGCCCGUAACACUCAGGAAAUACUUGUCGACUGGCUAAUGGGUCAGGUGCCGGAGGUUGAGGGGUGGCCGGUGCUGGGAGGUGUGAAAGGGGAGAGAGCACGUGAGCUCAUUAGUGGGUACAUUUUACUGGGCUGUGGGCUGGCUCCCCUGAGGCAAUAAUGGCCAUAGGAGGCCUCAGGUCCUCCCCUGCUUGGGGCAUUGGGACAGGAGGACCCCCCUGGUUAUGCAGGAGUGUGCGUAAAUGCUCGUCCAGGCUGGAUGUUUCCAUAGGUCACAGACACCUGCUGGAGAUGACCAAGUGGAAUAAACAUUCUCUUGACAA